Prorocentrum cordatum is the source of this 588-nucleotide messenger RNA. The record is from the annotation of a GenBank genome assembly. NCBI's taxonomy places the organism in Eukaryota, Dinophyceae, Prorocentrales, Prorocentraceae.
AUGCGAGCGGCGGGCGUGCCAGGCACUCCGUACUGGGUGCUGAUCGCCGCGCACGCGCUGGCGAGCGUCGGGAUGAGCUUCGCCUUCGGCUGCACCGACAUCCAGAAGUCCCUCUUCCCUCGGGAGCACGACUCGCUGCGCUGGGGCGGGCACUCCGCCGAGACCUGGGAGGUGCUCAUCGUGGUCGCGGUGGUCUGCGCGGACUUCUGCGUGACGAUGCGGGAGCUGAGCGUCCGGCUGGCGCACUGCGUCGUCUUCCUCGGCGUGGUGUUGACCCUGUGGAUCACGGAGGGGUCGUUGGCCGUCGGGUCGAAGUGGUGCACCUACUGCCUGAUCUUCUCGUUGGUGUACGUGUCCGACCCGCUCUGGGGCCCAGGGCCGGGAGGGAAGGCCCCGGGCCGCGCUGGCGGUGCCGCAGCGGCAGGCGAAGGAGGGAUGACUGCGGCGGCAAAGGCCAGUGGCGGCGGCGGCGGCUGGCUUGGGCCGUCCUGGCUCAUCGUUGCGGCGCUUGCGCUCAUUCCGGCGCUCGCGCUUGCGUCCCCGGCAGCGACGUUGGCCACGCAGGCCCUUUCCACUCUGAGCCAGUAG